Messenger RNA from Aspergillus puulaauensis, 894 nucleotides. It is a transcript of the gene MRL1, whose product is annotated as putative vacuolar sorting receptor (Mrl1). Lineage: Eukaryota; Fungi; Ascomycota; Eurotiomycetes; Eurotiales; Aspergillaceae. The coding region runs from base 1 to 894 and encodes 297 amino acids. Gene Ontology annotation, biological process: vacuolar transport. The transcript is spliced from 3 exons. The record is from RefSeq and is a predicted model, not a curated record.
AUGAAGUCCCCAACCUCGAUCCUCAGCCUCCUCCUGGCCUCUGCCUCCUUGGCAUCUGCAUACGCCACUCCUGGAUCUCCAGACUCCGCUGGAAAGGUGGCAUCGUGUGUCGCGCGGUCUCCGACUACAGGGCUCUACUAUGAUCUGAACACCUUGACGGUACCACCGCUUCCGAGCGACGAAAAGUCCCGCAAAUACGCCCGAGAGGAAAGCUGGCAUGUGAAAGGAUACGAUUAUGGUGCCAACUUUACGCUGAAUAUAUGCGGGCCCGUCAUUGAGGAGGUCACGGAUGUCGUCGGGGUGGAGGAGAAAAUGUGGCAGAAUGUCAGCGCAUACUACCAGAAGGACGACAAGACAUAUUCAAUCGGGCAACAAGCGUCCGAUCCAUUUUUCCGAGGCCGUAAGCUUCUCAUGAACUAUACAGACGGCUCGCCGUGCGAUGGCGAGUUCAUUGAAAAAAGCUCGCACAACAAGUCGACGAUGCUCUCGUUCCUAUGCGACCGUGAUAUAACCGCGUCCACGCCGCUGAUUUCGUUCGUCGGCACCAUGGACCAGUGCACGUACUUUUUCGAAGUCCGAAGCGCUGCUGCUUGCGGCGGUUAUAGCAACGACUCUGCUGGACAGGGUCUUUCUCCGGGCGGCAUCUUCGGCGUAAUUGCUCUUAUCGCCGUCGCAGCCUAUCUGAUUGGCGGUUGCGCCUACCAACGGACCGUCAUGCACCAGCGCGGCUGGAGGCAAUGUCCCAACUUCAGCCUUUGGGCGGGGAUAGUUGAUUUUUUGAAAGUGAGUUUACUAUCGUUAAUACCAUUUCGGCGAUCGGCCUGGAGCCAUCGCUCCUUUUCCUUGCACAGUAGCCGAAGCAAUGCGAAGUUACCGGGUUCACGGCGAGAUUGA